AUGAAAAGCAUCCUCCUUAAGCUGGUUCAAAUACCAAUGCUAAUGUUAAUACUAUUUAAAUUUAUAAAGGGCUCUGAGGAAGGCAAAAUACACGUCUUAGAAUUCAAUGUGACCAGUGAAUACACGUCUGAUAAGAGAAGAUUUAUCUCCAUAAAUGGCUACAAUGGUACGUUUGGCCCAGAAAUUAGAGUCAAAUCUGGUGACACUCUCAACUUAAGAUUGAUUAACUGGAUAUGUUCAGAAGAAGAAGCAGGUAAAGACAAUGUUGUAUGGAAAGAUUACUGUUCAACAGCUUUACAUUUCCAUGGGGUCGUACCUUUGUCGAACAGAUUUGAUGGUAUUCCCGAUUUAACACAGCCCAUCAUUGGAUACGGAGAAAGUUAUUGGUACAAUUUUACUAUUGAUAGAUCAACCUGUGGUACUUUUUGGUACCAUUCGCAUUCGUCAGUACAAUACGGUGAUGGUUUGAGAGGUGUUCUAAUAAUUGAAUGCGAUGAUUAUGAUAAUCAUGUGGAGAAUACUGUUAAUUCUGUGAGUGACGUUGAGACAUUAAUUGACGGUAUUGUCACAAUGAAAAAAAAAAAAAGCACCAAGGAAUUGUCUAAGCAUGAAGUGGAAGAAAAGAUUAUCACUUUAAGUGAUUGGUACACAAAUUGGAAUUUGGACACUUUAAAGGAUAAGGUUUUGUCACUUACUGGGGGUACGGAUCCUAAAUUAGAUGGAUCAUUAAUUAAUGGAAAACCAUCUGACGGUGAAGGUAUCAAACUAGGACUUAACGCUAAGUAUCUCCUAUUAAGAAUUAUAAACGCAGGCAUGUCUGGUACUCAAGUCUUUCACCUUGAGGGAUUCCAAUUAAUUGUUCUAGAAACUGACGGUAUUAUGAUUAAACCGUUCAUUGUACAAACGCUAACUUUGGCGGCUGGACAAAGAUAUACCGUUUUGGUCAAACUAAAGACUGAUACUAAUCCUAUUCGCAUGAUUAAUGGCUGUAAUAAAAUGAUGGGUUAUAUAACAAAACAGUGGUGGUUUUACAAAGAGGGCCUUCAUUUGGAUCUAUCAAAGAAUCCAAGUGACGUUUCCAUCAAACACUUACCUGGUUUCACCAAGACCGAGCUAUAUCGCGACCUAGAACCAACGCAGGAAGAGAACAAAAAGUUACGCAUCAAGACUGAUCCCGUUGCGGUCUUCGAGUUCGAUUAUGCCUAUUACAAAGAUGACGAUACGAAACGAAAAUAUGGGACUGGGAUGUAUAAGGUGAACAAUCGGACAUUCAGCGAGUACUUAAAAGAACCGGUAAGUUUCUCCGAAUACAACGAAACAUACGAGGUGAUAAUCAACUCAUUGGAUCACAUGAGACACCCAUGGCAUAUGCAUGGUCAUCAUUUCCAGGUAAUAUCUCUUGGCACUAAUGGUGACGGCCCACUCCACAGAAACGUACAAGAGGGCGAGGCAUGGACCCAGUAUCAGAAAGAUUUACGUCAUUGGGCCCGAACCGGGAAGGCACCAAUGGUAAGGGAUAGCAUUAACAUUGCAGGAAAUUCUUAUGCAGUUUUGAGAAUUAGGACCGAGCUGCCCGGUAAAUGGCUUCUACAUUGUCAUGUGGAGUGGCACAUGAUGAAGGGGCUUGGUAUUGUCUUUGAGGUUCCCGCAACAACUACUGACGGUACGAAACAAGCAACCACAGCAAUAUUACAGUACCCUACCAAGGAGCCAAACCCUACUACAGUUGUCCAUCCAGCUGUGCUUCACCAAAACAAAUCCAAGGUAAUAACCAUCUACAUUCUAAUCAUGUGUGCGAUUGAUGGUGUCUUCUACUGGUUGCUCAUGUAA
Saccharomyces paradoxus is the source of this 1830-nucleotide messenger RNA. It is a transcript of the gene GMC1, whose product is annotated as putative oxidoreductase. Gene Ontology annotation, molecular function: copper ion binding; ferroxidase activity. The transcript has a single exon. Gene Ontology annotation, cellular component: high-affinity iron permease complex. Gene Ontology annotation, biological process: reductive iron assimilation; cellular response to iron ion starvation. The record is from RefSeq and is a predicted model, not a curated record. Bases 1 to 1830 code for a protein of 609 amino acids. NCBI's taxonomy places the organism in Eukaryota, Fungi, Ascomycota, Saccharomycetes, Saccharomycetales, Saccharomycetaceae.